CUUUCAGAAUUUCAUUUUUCGCAUUAGUUUUCAUUUGAUGGUCUCUGUCUGUAUGCAAUUAAAGGAAUCAAUGGCACUCACAAAAAAGGUUAGCAACCAUAUACCUCAUGAUCUUUCUUUUGAUAUUGUAUCCAAAUUGCCUUUGAAAUCUUUGAAGCGAUUUACAUGUGUAUGUAAAUUUUGGGCUAAUUUAUUUGAAAAUCCUCAAUUCAUGAGCGUGUACCGCAACAAUUUUUUCUUAUCAAGAUCUAGAUAUGACGAUCAUCAAAAUUCACGCCUCCUCCUUAAGGUGACUCCUGCAUACGGCUAUGGUCGUGUUGAUAAAAUGUUUUUGCUUUCUGGUGAUACAUUUGAGAAUAGCGUCAAGUUAGAUUGGCCACCUCUAUUUGAAGAAGAUUCCAAAGCUAUCUUUAUAGUUGGUUCCGUUGUUAAUGGCAUACUUUGUCUUUGUCAAGGAGAUAUCGAGGAGGAUGAUGAUCCAAGUGAUGAGUCUGUAUGGCAGAUAUAUAGCCUAAAAAGUAACAGUUGGAGGGAUCUUGAAGUUGAAAUGCCAAAUCAUACUUGGACUGACCAGUGGCAAAACGCCGGUAAAUCGGUGUAUUGCCAAGGGAUGUGCCAUUGGUGGGGAUAUGAAGAUUACGACGGGGAUGAGGUGUUGGUAUCAUUUAACUUGAGUGAUGAGGUCUUCAUUACAACACCCUUCAACUAUAAUUGGGGUAGAUUUUUUAAACAUAUGGUGGUGUUGAAAGAGUUCAUUGCUAUGAUUGAGUAUGAAGACGAUCCAUUUUAUUUUUUCAUAUCAAUUUUGGGUGAAAUUGGUGUCGCGGAAUCUUGGACAAGGCUUUUUAAAAUCGGACCCUUAUAUGGCGUGGAAGAACCUAUUGGAGUUGGAAAGAAUGCUGAUAUAUUUUACAUGAAGAAGGACGAAGAAGUUGCAAGGUUUGACUUAAAUACUGAGGUGAUUGAAGAUAUUAGGGUUAAAGGAAGGUAUAAAUGUUGUCAGACGGUUAUUUAUAAUGAAAGCCUUCUUCCAAUUGAAGGAAUGCAUGGUUGAUUAUUUUCAUUAGCAUAUAGCUUUACCUAAGAGGUUGAAGAGUAUGGAUAUUAGGAAUAGAUGAGUGUUAUGAUUUCUUUAUAUAUAAUAAAUGGAUUGUAAACUACCCAUGUCAUAUUUUGUUAAAUGUGUAUCGUUUAUUAAAUAAAUAGCCCAUGUUUCAGAAACUUUAGAUAAUUUUAAGAGUGAAAAAUCACUCUUUUAUAUUUUGAUUACAAAAAUUAAGCAUAUUUCA
Medicago truncatula (barrel medic) is the source of this 1289-nucleotide messenger RNA. RefSeq names its product putative F-box protein At3g16210. The coding region runs from base 38 to 1054 and encodes 338 amino acids. The transcript has 2 exons. Gene Ontology annotation, molecular function: protein binding. NCBI's taxonomy places the organism in Eukaryota, Viridiplantae, Streptophyta, Magnoliopsida, Fabales, Fabaceae. The record is from RefSeq and is a predicted model, not a curated record.